CCCCCGACGCAGUAGCAGCAGCAGCAGCGACAGCAUCACAAUCGCCGCAAUGAUUGCCCAACGGGUCGGCGUCGCCGCCCUGCGCAGAGGCGCGACGCCCAGCGUCUUCUUCAACCAGACCAUCCCCAAGGCGGUCCUCGCCUCGAGCAUGUCGACGUCGCAGUCCCGCCCCAUCGCGACCACCAAGCUCUCCCCCUCCGAGGGCCAGCAGAUCCUCGCCAGCCAGCGCCUCCAACGCCCCGUCUCCCCCCACCUGGGCAUCUACAAGAUGGAGCAGACGUGGUUCGGCGCCUCGGCCUGGACGCGCAUCACCGGCUGCACCCUCUCCGGCGCCGCCUACCUCUACUUCACCGGCUACCUCGUCGCCCCGCUCCUCGGCCUCCACCUCGAGAGCGCCAGCCUCGCCGCCGCGUUCGGCGGCCUGCCCUGGCUCGUCAAGGGCGGCGUCAAGUUCGGCCUCGCCUUCCCCUUCGCCUUUCACUUCAUCAACGGCAUCAAGCACCUCGUCUACGACAUGGGCGUCGGCUUCGCCAAGACGAGCAUCAAGAAGGGCGAGAUCGCCCUGUGGGUCUCCAGCAUCGUGAGCGGUCUGGUCCUCGCGUUUGGCGUGUAAGACGGAGGGAAGGAGUGCGCGUGUCACGGCGCCAUGGGCGCGUUUCUACGGACCAACUGGACGGAGUUGAUAUUCGCUUAGGC
Messenger RNA from Purpureocillium takamizusanense, 696 nucleotides. RefSeq names its product cytochrome b subunit of succinate dehydrogenase, Sdh3p (gene SDH3). Gene Ontology annotation, cellular component: membrane. The coding region runs from base 50 to 613 and encodes 187 amino acids. Gene Ontology annotation, biological process: mitochondrial electron transport, succinate to ubiquinone; tricarboxylic acid cycle. NCBI's taxonomy places the organism in Eukaryota, Fungi, Ascomycota, Sordariomycetes, Hypocreales, Ophiocordycipitaceae. Gene Ontology annotation, molecular function: succinate dehydrogenase activity; electron transfer activity. The transcript is spliced from 3 exons. The record is from RefSeq and is a predicted model, not a curated record.